Messenger RNA from Schistocerca americana (American grasshopper), 2708 nucleotides. RefSeq lists its product as uncharacterized. The record is from RefSeq and is a predicted model, not a curated record. The transcript has 14 exons. Gene Ontology annotation, molecular function: sequence-specific DNA binding. The coding region runs from base 673 to 1530 and encodes 285 amino acids. Lineage: Eukaryota; Metazoa; Arthropoda; Insecta; Orthoptera; Acrididae.
GAAACUGCACACGGGCACGCCUUGUAUCUGUCUGAUCACACUUACGCUCGGCCUUGUCCUUCCAAAUUGAAGACAAAUUAUGAAGAUGUUGCAGAUUCUAGCCCAAGUUGGACAGCAGAAAGACACCAGCUUGUAGCUAAAGGACCUAACGAGAAAGUCUCUCACUGUGGAAGUCCUGCGGUGCCAAGUUGUUUUGCAGAAUUUGAAUUUGGGGAUAAGGUGAUAGAGCUGUUUGGUCUCGAUAAUGUAUCGGCUGAUGCAAAUAGUCUCAAGAUUUCGACACGCCAGAAUGAUCAAGAUUCAGCACAGAUAAUAAUCAAAGAGGAAACUGAAUUUGGGGAUAAGGUGAUAGAGCUAUUAGGUCUCACAAAUGUAUCAGCCGAUACAAAUGGUGCCAAGGUUUCUACGUUUCAGAAUGAUCAUGAAUCAGCACAGAUAAUAAUCAAAGAGGAAAUUGAUUGUGACACUGACAACGGUUCUGUCAACGACUUGGAUUCUCCGCAUUUUGCAGAUGAGGACAACAGUGUUUCCGCCGCCUGCAAAUCCAAAGUCACAAGAGGGACCAGCUGCUUGCUGCGGGCUCACCAGUCCGCUGGCCCUCCGCCGUCUCGGAGUCCGUCCUGCAGCCAGUAUCACUGUGCAGUGUUUCGAUGUGUUACCAAUGCCCGCAAGAUGCCAGGUGUCGUGUGUCACUCUUUCCCCAAAGACGAACACUUGCGGCGCGAGUGGAUCGCGAGGUGCAGGCGGCCCGACUUAAUCAACGUGAGAACUGCGCGGGUGUGCUCUGUACAUUUUCGGCCAGAGGACUACGUACGAGAUUUGAGAAACGAACUUCUCGGAUUACCCUUGAGAAAGAAAUUAGUACCCACAGCGAUACCCAGUCUGAACAUUCCGAGGUGGGACGAAGGUGAAAUUGUGGAAUGCAGGUAUAUGAGAAAAAAGGUGUGUGAACAGCAUUUUCACCCUCAUGAAAUUAUAACAUCAUCUCAAGAUAUCAGAAGAAAUGGAGACGUUCCUCGCACACUUGCAAGACCAAGUUUGCUUUCAACAGCAGUUCCUUCUGUUUUUCCAAACUGCCCUCACUAUUUGAGCAAACCUUCAAGCUACAGAAUUGGCCCUGAGAGAGGAGGACGCAGAAGAAAGAAGCUACGUCGCUGUGAUUACGAUGACAGUGACAACAACAACGUGGAUGCUGUUGCACACAAAAUACCAGUGAACCAUCAGGAUGUGAUCGUAAAAGACGAAAUAAUUGUAAAGAGAGAAGUCGAGUCUGAUUCUGAAGAUGUGGUGGACACAGGUAGACAACAGGAUUUUGAAUACUUGUCAGUCAGGGAGGAACCAUUAGAAGACCCUGACGAAUCCACGUUGUCAGCAAAUGAAGAGUCAUGUGAACAAGUGGGUCAUGAUCAGGAACUGCCAGUUAUCAUCAAAGAAGAAAUUGACUGUGAUGAUUACACCGAUCCACUCAGCUUUUCAGAAGAGGUCAACACGAGGCCCUGGAGCUACGUGAGGAAUACGUUUCGCCACUGACGUGGAGACGGGUAGCGGUAACAGCUCGGAGAAUGACGUGUGCUGUUGUCGAGUGCUGCACCGGAAUCUCGUGAGUCAGAAGAGUACGAAACUCGGACAAUACCUCGCGGAGAUGGAAGAAGUAUUCGUAAUGUGUACCGAGCACGUGUCCGAGUGUCCUCAAACCCUACACUGCCGCCGUUGUAAUCGGGCACGUACAGUCUCGCACACCUGUGGGGUGACGUGCCAAUUGUCAUUUGUAUUGUGAGAAAGCAAAUGUGCAGCUGCUAACAGCGGCGUGCUGGGAGUGUGAGGCCUCGCCCGCUCUUGCGAGGUGUCUGGUGUGGCGUUUAGAUUGCCUUACGUCAAAUGAUUCCGGGUGUAUACAUUGUACUUAGUUGAGAGAGCUUUUUUGUUUCUAUUUUGGGGGAAGACUUUAGAAAAACCUCUUUAAGACUCCACACACGGUGUGUGUAACUGGACAUUUGUUGUGAAAUGUAAUUCAUAGUCUCAUUGGCACAGUAACAUUCAUUAGAGGCCAGUUUUCAAUGUUGAGCCUCCAGUUUUGAGUUUGCUGCUACAGAGUAAAAGCCGAGGUUAAUGGUGCCAACUUGCGAUCAAUUAAAUUGUACUGUGCAAGUAGCACUGUGAAUUGCAUACCGUACUGUGAACACGUGGCGUCGCCCUGUGCAUUCGUGGCAAAUAUUACGAAACUGUUGGUUGCAACAAGUUAAGUGAUGUCAUAGAAAUCUUCACAUAGAAAAGGGGCGUGAUACUUGGGUGUAUUGUGUAUAUAAUAAUAUUGCAGUAUGAGAAGUGUGUAAGCUUCUGAGGACUAUAAGUACUGACCAUGAAGCAUGUACUAUAGCUUUGUUACUCUUUGUUUUAAAUAUUUUAUAUACGUGUAUAUGUAUAUAUACAUAUUUUUAGGUGGUUUUUUUAAUAUAUAAUGCCAUUUUUGGCAAUUCAGAAUUGAGCUUUGGAGCGAUAGGGAGAGAACAGAUUGUGUGCUCUGGGCAACAAUAUUCUUGUUCCCCUAAACCUUUUAUCUUUAUCGCUCCCUGUAGUACUAUAGAAGUUAUUCAUCAUUGUCUUUACAUGCCCUAUUGAAAGAUGUAAUUUUGCCAGUGUUAGAGCUGAAUUGAAAAUGAUGAGUAUUUGCUUUGAAGUAUGUUUCUUCUAUCUGAAUUUCUGAAGCC